AUUCAAAACAACUACGUACAACAUGCCGCCUUCCUCUUGAUAAUUUCUGGGCUCUUUUGUAGGUUUUCCGCUAAAGUUGGUUUAACAACAGCAGGGUAUAAUUCGUGUUUGGGGCUGAUAACACGGGUCUGAACGUACUUUACCCCGCAGGUCGAGUUAGGUUCCGGCUCUGAGGCGGAGUUGUCGGGGACAGUUUAUCGAGAAGCUCCGCUUCCGGAGCCCGCAGCCAACGUCGCUUCGUCCUGGUGAAAGGAGGCAAAUGGUCUGCAGGAAUGUGUGAUCCGGAACAGGAGGACCUGUAUGCUGUCCUCGGAGCCAGCCCCUCCGACUCCCCGCAGCAGCUCAGACACAGAUACCAGCAGCUGGCUCUGAAGUACCAUCCAGACCGUCUUGGAGAUGAACAUUGGUCAGAGUCUGGUGUGAAGAAGUUUCUUGAAAUUGAUGCAGCCUGGAAGAUUCUUGGUGACCAGACUACAAGAAGACAAUAUGACAUGCAAAGGAGAGCACAGGAACUGAAACAGAACUGGGCAGUAGAUUCUACAGUCUACCUGGAGGACAUGCCAUGGGACCCAGGUAAUGAUAAAUUAGCAGAUGACUGUGAAUACACAUACUACUGCCGCUGUGGAGGGAGAUUCAGCGUCUCGAAGGAGGUGGUGGAGGAAGAGACGCAGAGGAUGCUGGAAGUUCAUAAUGAGGACGAAAUGCACACAAGACAGCACAGUGGCAUGCUGGUUUGCUGUAACACCUGCUCGCUCACUAUUUUUGUCACUUGGUCAUUAAAUAAUAAGAUGCAAAUGUCAAAAUAAAUGUUUAAAUAUUUAAAAACA
Molecule: messenger RNA, 827 nt
Organism: Fundulus heteroclitus (mummichog)
Lineage: Eukaryota; Metazoa; Chordata; Actinopteri; Cyprinodontiformes; Fundulidae
Gene: dnajc24
Product: DnaJ (Hsp40) homolog, subfamily C, member 24
Exons: 4
Coding region: 273-806 (177 amino acids)
Biological process (GO): positive regulation of ATP-dependent activity
Molecular function (GO): ferrous iron binding; ATPase activator activity
Source: RefSeq, a predicted model, not a curated record